Messenger RNA from Rangifer tarandus platyrhynchus (Svalbard reindeer), 468 nucleotides. The record is from the annotation of a GenBank genome assembly. Lineage: Eukaryota; Metazoa; Chordata; Mammalia; Artiodactyla; Cervidae.
AUGCCGUCCGUGUCCGCAUUCCUGUGCGUCCCCACGUCCCCACAUCCCGUCCGUGUUCCUCUGCGCUCACGCCUCGUGCGUGCCUGCAGGCCUGUGUGUGCCGACCCAGAGCAGGGCCUGGGCCUACAAACGCCCCCAGACUCGUGUGUGGCAGUCAUGUCCACAUCCGCCCCUCUAAGAGAACUGGUCACAGCCCGGAGCCUCCAUGGGAACCCCCCAAGUCCUGCCCACGACAGCAAGCCCCUGCCUGGGGUCCUGACUUUCAGCCUCUCUUCAGGGACCCCAGUGCCUCUCGGAGAAGGCCUGGCCCCGAAUGGGCACCCUCACCCUGUCUUCCUUGGGCUGGGGGUCCGGUUGAGCAGGGCGCCCCGCGCACACCGGCCGUCUCAGUGGGUGAAGCCACGUCCUGGCCACAGGCCUGUCCUGGACCUGGAAGCCUCCAGGCAGGACGUCGCUACCAGGAUGUGA